AUGGUUCAAUUCCUGUCACUUGCCCUGAUGGCAGGCUUGAGCGCGGUCGCAUCGGCUAUUCCUACCAUCGAGGUCAAGGGCUCCAAGUUCUUCACGAGCGAGGGCAACCAAUUCUUCGUCAAGGGUAUUGCGUACCAACUCGUUCCCGACGACCCUCUUAUCGACGCGACACAAUGUGGUCUCGACUCCGCACUUAUGAAGACCAUUGGGGCCAACUCGAUCCGUGUCUACCAUGUGGACCCCGAUGCGGACCACACCGAUUGCAUGAAGACAUUCGCGGACGCUGGAAUUUAUAUCUGGGUCGACCUCGAUACCUUCGAUACUCAAGUCGAGCAGAACACUCCUCGCUGGGAGACCGACCAACGCGAUGCCUUUGCCAAGGUCAUGGAUGAAUUCCAUCAAUACGAUAACGUAGCUGGCUUUUUCAUCGGCAAUGAGGCCAUCACCACUGCAAAUGGCUCGGUCACUGCCCCUUACAUCAAAGCCGCCGCCCGAGACAUGAAGGCCUAUCGUGACAAAAAGGGCUACCGUAGCAUUCCCAUUGGCUACUCAGCUGCCGACAUCGCAUCCCUCCGACCUAUGCUUCAAAACUACUUGGCUUGUGGUAGCAAUGCGUCCGAGCGCUUAGACUUCUUCAGUCUGAAUGCUUACUCUUGGUGCGGAGAUAGUACCUACCAACAGUCUGGUUACGACCAGUUGGAGAAGAACUCUGAGGACCUCCACAUCCCCAUCUUCAUGUCAGAAACCGGUUGCAACACGGUGAAACCACGCGACUUCAAGGACCAGGAAGCGCUUUUUGGAGAGAUGUCCGAUGUCUGGUCUGGUAGUAUCAUCUACGAAUGGAUUGAGGAACAGAACAACUACGGGCUCAUCAGCUAUGGUCCCCACGUCGACCCUGCCAGCCCUUCUGCACCACCGGAUGGUUUCCCUCGCUCAGGAACGCCUACCCCAGUUGAACCUGACUUCCCCAAUCUCUCCGCUGUGUGGGCAACCUUGAACCCUACGGGCGUCAAGGCUUCGGACUACAACCCGACAAACUCGCCCGUUGCAUGCCCAGACUAUACGGCAUCGGCCUGGGAAGUUAUUCCCACGUCACCGCUCCCCACAUUGGGCCAGAAACAUGACUUCAGCGGGUCGCCUACAUCUGCAGGCUCCAGCGCAACGGCGACUGGAGGUUCCGGUUCCGCAGGAUCUGGAUCUGGUGGAGCGGAGACAUCUGCAUCUCCCUCCACUGGUGCUGCGACGAACGGUCUGGGCAAGGAGCUCAAGGGGAUGGGUGCUUUCUUCACGGGUGCUAUGGCCGUCUUUGCCUGGCUCUGA
Molecule: messenger RNA, 1320 nt
Organism: Alternaria atra
Lineage: Eukaryota; Fungi; Ascomycota; Dothideomycetes; Pleosporales; Pleosporaceae
Exons: 4
Coding region: 1-1320 (439 amino acids)
Biological process (GO): fungal-type cell wall (1->3)-beta-D-glucan biosynthetic process
Cellular component (GO): cytoplasm; fungal-type cell wall
Molecular function (GO): 1,3-beta-glucanosyltransferase activity
Source: RefSeq, a predicted model, not a curated record